GAAAUUUCUCAUAUAUGAUUUCGAUUUAGCUGAGAAAAAAAAAUUUUGUCUAUAUUAGUUAAGAACUUAAAUUUGAAAUUAUAUAUUUUGCAGUAAAGCUUUUUCAAUACUCAGCAUAAUUUAUAAAGUAUGAAGAUCCUUUUCACAAAAGGACAGAAAAUUAUUUAUAGUGAUGAGGACUCUACACAAAUGACGGAGACAUGUAAUGAAGAGGAGAAAGCGGGAACGUCUUACCGAACCAGAAACAGAGAUAUCAAGUACGCAGUUAGUUUCGAAGAUCAUUGGUAUUCUGAUAGCACGGACUGUAACAGUUCCUCGUGUUCAGAGGCAGACGGGGAGCGCAAGAGUGUUAUGGUGAAAGCUUUUAAAAAGAAAAUGGCUCAUUUGGGAGAUAGUUAUUGUCCGAUUCGGUGUCCCCUUUUUGGUUGUAAAGAUUCAUAUUUUCCUGAUGAACUUCUGAGUCAUAUAUUUCAGAAGCACACCACAGAUGAUGCAAUCGAAAGACAUGGACUCACUGAAAUCCACAACAAACAAAAGGUUUUGUUGUAUUUUAAGGAAACUGACUUAACGGUAUCAAGAAAUGUAUGCGUCGCAUUUUUGUUGUAUGACUCCAUUUAUAAAAAGGGAACAAUGCUUCCGCCUUUUCGUUCAUUUGGGAAUGGUAACACAUUUCUUCAUUCGAGACAUCUUAAACAUAAAUAUCAUGUUCCCAUCAUGGUAAUGACUUCCUUAAUGACAUGGUCUGAUCUACUUUCACCAAAAUCACUCAAAUCCAAAUGUAAAGCAAAUGAAAAAUGUGAUCAAUCAUUGUUAUUGCUAGUUAUAUGGUUAACUGGUGGAAUAAUCAAUAAACCUUUCAGUGUUACCACAACCCUCUUCAAUAAAAGUAUGUCGCACUCAAAAAGCACAAUUCUAACGGUGGUACCCAUACAUGAAACUCAGAAGCCUUGUAAUUUCUUGCGCAAUACUUCCAAUUACCUGUUAUUGCCCAAAGGGGAAUUGGAUAUACUCAGUAAUAAUGGUAGACAUAAAGUCAACAUUGAGUUAAUACCGACUGAAGAAAAUGAUUAGUGCGAAUCGUUAUGAAUCUUAUUAUAAUUAACAAUAUUUAUUAAAUUAAAUAAAAAGGAAUUUUACGUGAAAU
Molecule: messenger RNA, 1144 nt
Organism: Teleopsis dalmanni
Lineage: Eukaryota; Metazoa; Arthropoda; Insecta; Diptera; Diopsidae
Exons: 3
Coding region: 130-1071 (313 amino acids)
Source: RefSeq, a predicted model, not a curated record